This is a messenger RNA of Chlamydomonas reinhardtii, 2476 nucleotides long. RefSeq lists its product as uncharacterized. The record is from RefSeq and is a predicted model, not a curated record. NCBI's taxonomy places the organism in Eukaryota, Viridiplantae, Chlorophyta, Chlorophyceae, Chlamydomonadales, Chlamydomonadaceae. Bases 449 to 1537 code for a protein of 362 amino acids. Gene Ontology annotation, biological process: D-serine catabolic process. Gene Ontology annotation, molecular function: D-serine ammonia-lyase activity. The transcript has 15 exons.
CACGCAUAGAACUCUCUUGGAUUAGCGCGCUUGAGAAAAAAGAGGCCGGUGCCUAAUACUCAGGCCUGUCGCUUAUCCUAGCAUAUGAUUGCCAUUGUAUGCAUGUGUUACUGGUGCACAAGCAAGGCGGUGCCGCUUUGGGUCAAUUCAACUCGCAAUUGGCAAGGGCUCCAAUCGGGCCCUGGCACCAAAGGCCGCGCAGGCCACGCGUAAGCAAUGCAUAUGUUCCACUUGAACAAACAAGCUCAACAUGCGGGCGCUGGUUUCCAAAGCGCGGUUGGCCCACUCGGUGGGCGGGCGGGCCUCGCAGGCCACAAGAUGUGCAGCCACCAUCUCUGCUAGCCGGGCACCCGCACACCUCGGCGACGCCCUUCACGAUGUGGACACGCCUGCCCUCAUCUUGGACUUGGAUGCUUUUGACAGAAACUGUGAGAAGCUAAAGGGCGUCAUGGCGGGCUUCCCGGGCGUGGCAGUGCGCCCCCACGCCAAGGCCCACAAGUGUGCGGAGGUGGCGCGGCGGCAGCUGCAACUGCUGGGGGCGAAGGGCGUGUGCUGCCAAAAGGUCAUCGAGGCUGAGGCGAUGGCGGAGGGCGGGGUGUCCGAUCUGCUGCUGUCCAAUGAGGUCAUUGCGCCCAGGAAAAUUGACCGCUUGGUUGGCCUUGCGGCCGCGGGGGCGCGUGUGGGCGUGUGCUACGAGCGGGAGGACAACCUGCGGCAGCUGAAUGCUGCGGCGGCGGCACGUGGCACGCAUCUGGAUGUGCUGGUGGAGCUGAACGUGGGGCAAGACAGGUGUGGCGUGAACUCGGCGGAUGAGGUAGUGCAGCUGGCGCGCGCGGCGGCGGGGCUGGACAAUGUGCGGUUUGCCGGCAUUCAGGCCUACCACGGCGGGCUACAACAUGUUCGUGAUCCCCGCGACCGCGCGCAGCGAGUGGGGCAGGUAGUGGGGCGGGCCCGGGCGGCGGUGGAUGCCCUGAAGGCGGCUGGACUGCCCUGCGACACGGUCACGGGGGGCGGCACUGGCACCUACAGGGUUGAGGCGGCCAGCGGUGUGUUCACGGAGGUGCAGCCGGGCUCGUUCGCCUUCAGCGACGCAGACUACGCACGCAACCUGCAGGAGGACGGCGGCGUUGGCGAGUGGGAGCAGAGCCUGUGGGUGCUCACGCAGGUUAUGAGCGUCACCCCAGCUCGGGGCCUGGCGGUGGUGGACGCCGGCACCAAGGCGGUGUCAUUGGACAGUGGGCCGCCGCGACUGCCGCCCGCCUUCGAGGCGGCGUACGGCACAAUGAUGGAGUACGGCAGCGGCGGCGACGAGCACGGCAAGCUCAUGUGGCCGCAGGGCGCCUACCAGCUGCCCAUGUCGCUGCCGGAGGUGGGCAGCCUGCUGCUGCUACAGCCGGGCCACUGCGACCCCACCGUCAACCUGUAUGACUGGCUGGUGGCGGCGCGGCGGCAGCAGGGGGGGCAGCAGCAGGGGGGCGUGGACGGGUGGCGAGUGGAGGCGGUGUGGCCCAUCCGGGGGCGGGGGCCAGGGCAAUGAUGAAUGUUUAGGUGGCAGCAAGUGUGCGUGGGAAUUCAUAUGUGAUGGUAGGUAGGUAGGCGGGUAGGCAAGAUUUGCCGCACGCCGCGAGGUCUGCAAAUAAGGCGGGACUGCUUGCUGUGUUGCUAGAGACGGGACCAGGCAAGAACAAGGAAUGGCCGGGACGGAUCACAGGUGCAGCUAGGCUUGGCAAACGUGGAGCGGCGUGCAGGACGGCAAGAGGCGAGGAGAGCCGUUGGCGACGAGGCGGUGCAGCAGGUGGGGGUGCCGGGACGUGUGCGUGUGUGUUUGACACGGAAGACAUGGGUAAGGCGGGCCGGGGCGUGCACAUGCUGCUGCAGUAGUCCUCCAGCUCGGCGGAGGGCGUGGGGCGGCCGUGGCGCGAGGGCGAGUAGCGCCACAGCAAGGUGCGGGGGGAGGGGCGUGGGGAGGUGUACUGCGGGGCUGCGUACUGAGGGGAGGGGCUCAGGGGGCCGGGAGGUGGUGGCUGUGGUGGAAAGUGGUAAUACUUGGUGGAAGGGUGGCAUGCGGAGGACGUGGCUAUUCCGAGGCGGUUGCCUCUUGCGGCAGGUAGGCCGGCAGCGUGGUAAGGCAGUUUGACGUAGGGGAGGGGUGUAUGUUUGCUGUUAGUUGGGGCUCCGGUCCUAGGUAGGUGGGUGUGUGUGGUACGGUAUGGGGUAUGGCGUACGGCGUGCGGUGAAAUGCCGUACGGCCGGACUGUGGAUGCACAAGUACCAUACUGUACGUAGGCACCACAGUGUGGAGAGGCUGAUGACGGACUUCAUCCAGUAGGCACUCCGCCGGUGGCUGCUUGGCAAUGGCGGGCGGAAAGUCUGGAAAGUGUUGGUCAUACAUGCCUUUUUGGAAACCUCAGCUGUUGCAGCAACAACUGAGUUGUGGCUGGCGGAGCGCCGGCGGGCGGCGGCGUCUAUAAUAAGU